Messenger RNA from Metarhizium acridum CQMa 102, 648 nucleotides. The record is from RefSeq and is a predicted model, not a curated record. NCBI's taxonomy places the organism in Eukaryota, Fungi, Ascomycota, Sordariomycetes, Hypocreales, Clavicipitaceae.
AUGCCGCCUCGGACGAGGAAGAAUGCUAACGAUCGGCAGAGGAAAGUUAAAGUCGUCACCGAACAGCACAUCAUACCAUGCAUACUGCAGAUAUGGCGAAACAAAAGGAAGGACGAAACUGCUUCAAGGAGGAUUCUUUUGUUUGACAAUUCCUCUGAAAAGAUGCUAAUUCCUUCACCAAGCCUCCAUUCCUCUGCAGCAACGAGGGUUGGGCUGGCCCCCAUUAUCCAUGACCUGAAUUUCCUGCAGGAGAAAUAUGAGGCCACACACACAGUCACCUUCAAGAACCCGUCGCAAGCUCUGCAGGAACGUCUGCGCGAAACUGGUCCUUUGCCCAACGACGACGACCGUCAGAAGAAGAAGACGGUUGCCAGUAAGAAGGGAGGUCAAAAGUACGACUACGAGAAGAUCGCCGAGGCACUGGAAAAGCUUGACGAGGAGGACCUGCUGCGUGUUAUUCAACUGAUUAAUGAGAACAAAGGUCCGGAUACCUACAUAAGGAGUGAUGUGGAAGUCGAUAACCUUGCUGAAGCCGGAGAGUUCUCAAUUGACCUGUAUACCAUGCCGGAUAUGCUGACGACAAAAUUGUGGGAGCACCUGAUAUCACGAGUUCUGACGGAUGCCACAGUCAAAGAAGGGAUUGGUUAA